AUGAUAGUGACGGUGAAUAGUGAACACAAUGAAGUUGAACUCGUCUUUCUCUUCAGUCUCCUCUUUUUAAAUACUGAAGAAAGUGUAUUAGUGCUAGAUACUGAAGAAAGUGUAUUAGUGCUAGAUACUGAAGAAAGUGUAUUAGUGCUAGAUACUGAAGAAAGUGUAUUAGUGCUAGAUACUGAAGAAAGUGUAUUAGUGCUACCUACUGAAGAAAGUGUAUUAGUGCUAGAUACUGAAGAAAGUGUAUUAGUGCUACCUACUGAAGAAAGUGUAUUAGUGCUAGAUACUGAAGAAAGUGUAUUAGUGCUACCUACUGAAGAAAGUGUAUUAGUGCUAGAUACUGAAGAAAGUGUAUUAGUGCUACCUACUGAAGAAAGUGUAUUAGUGCUAGAUACUGAAGAAAGUAUAUUAAUGCUAACUACUGAAGAAAGUGUAUUAGUGCUAGAUACUGAAGAAAGUGUAUUAGUGCUAGAUACUGAAGAAAGUGUAUUAGUGCUACCUACUGAAGAAAGUGUAUUAGUGCUAGAUACUGAAGAAAGUGUAUUAAUGCUACCUACUGAAGAAAGUAUAUUGAAGAAAAUGGUAGCUACUGAAGAAAGUAUAUUAAUGGUAGCUACUGAAGAAAGUAUAUUAAUGCUACCUACUGAAGAAAGUAUAUUAAUGGUAGCUACUGAAGAAAGUAUAUUAAUGCUACCUACUGAAGAAAGUAUAUUAAUGCUAGCUACUGAAGAAAGUAUAUUAAUGCUACCUACUGAAGAAAGUAUAUUAAUGCUACCUACUGAAGAAAGUAUAUUAAUGGUAGCUACUGAAGAAAGUAUAUUAAUGGUAGCUACUGAAGAAAGUAUAUUAAUGGUAGCUACUGAAGAAAAUGUAUUAAUGCUAACUACUGAAGAAAGUGUAUUCGAGUAG
Molecule: messenger RNA, 912 nt
Organism: Procambarus clarkii (red swamp crayfish)
Lineage: Eukaryota; Metazoa; Arthropoda; Malacostraca; Decapoda; Cambaridae
Source: RefSeq, a predicted model, not a curated record